Messenger RNA from Syzygium oleosum, 3412 nucleotides. RefSeq lists its product as uncharacterized. The transcript has 22 exons. The coding region runs from base 253 to 3144 and encodes 963 amino acids. NCBI's taxonomy places the organism in Eukaryota, Viridiplantae, Streptophyta, Magnoliopsida, Myrtales, Myrtaceae. The record is from RefSeq and is a predicted model, not a curated record.
GCUUACUCACCCUCCGCUUCCCGAAGAAACACACACUGAUCCACUCUCUCUCUCCCCGAUUCUUCCUUCACCUUCAAGCUCCCCGUCGAAUCGCCCCCCGACGUCGCGCUCCCGAAAUCCCCUCGCCGGACAAACCCUCGGCGAUCGCUCCGGCGCCCUUCCGCCGCCGACGAUUUCCCCGCAUCGCGGCCCGAUUCCGCAUGGCCCGGCGGGGUGGUUCCUGAGGUCGGGAUUUUUUGGGGGGCCCGAGACAUGGAGGGCGGUUGCGAAGGAGGCGAGGCGCGGUUCUGCGGUGUGCGAUUCGGUCAGUCCGAGGCUCGAGCUCAGCGCGGCCGCUGUAACGGUGGCUUCGAGGCUCACGGCGGAGGCAGCAAGAGAUUGAACGGUUCGUCUUCCCUGAUUGUGUAUGCUCGGAGGGUUAAGCCGCGCAAUGGCUUCACCGUGCCCGCCGAGAUCAGCGGAGCGGAGGGUUUCGACGGAUUGCCAGAGAUUGGCGUCGCGAAUGAGGCCGCCGAGGUGCGGCAAUCUGAUGGGACUUCGGAUUUGUCCCUGAGUGAAGCGGAGGUGGAGACCGAUCGAAUCUGCUUUUCUGAUGAAGAACCGGACAGUGGGCUGGUGGAAGUUGUUGUGCAGGAGGAUUUCAGUCGCACUAUAAGAGGACGGCAGUCUCUUGAAGAAACGAAAAUUCUUGAAGAGCUUGAUGGAUUGGUAGAGGUUGUGAUUCGAGAAGAUGGUGGCCAGGACGAAACAGCUCUGGUACAUAAGAUCGAGGAGGGACAGACUCUAGUAGGUGUGUCGCAUGCUGUAGAGUAUGAAGCGAUUUCAAAGGUGGAGGGGGAUGCAAAUGCCGAGACCGCAGGCAUAGCCACUCGAAAUAACCUAGAAUCGAAAAUGUCGAAGACAUUUGUGUGGAACCGGGAAUUGGUGACAGUCAGUGAUCUCUUUGACACUGGUUUGCUGGACGGGGUAACUGUAGUUUAUAUGGGCGGCUGCAAGACGGUUCCUGGGCUUCGAGGAGUAAUCAAAGAUGGAGGGAUAUUGUGUUCAUGUGCUAAGUGCAAUGAGUGCCGAGUUAUUCCACCUUCCCAAUUUGAGAUUCAUGCAUGCGGAGCAUACAAACGUGCUUCGCAGUACAUUUGCUUGGAGAAUGGGAAGAGCCUGCUUGAUGUGUUGAGGGCUUGCAGGGAAGCACCCCUUCACUUGCUAGAAAGUGCCGUUCAAAGUAUUAUUCAUCACUCGCCUGUGGAAAAAUCAUUCACUUGUAGAGGGUGCAAAGGUACGUUCCCUGCAUUCUCUGUUGCCAGAGCAGGGUCUUUGUGUAUUGCAUGUGUGCAGUCAAAGAAAUGUCAAAGCACUCACAAUAACAAAAGUCAUGCAAGGGCUAGGUUAGCAACAACAGUUGGAACCUUGGAGUCCUCCACGAGUCCUUCAAUGAGUGUCUCUUUGCUAGGUGGAAGUGAAGGGAUAAGAAAGACACGGUCUGCAAACAAGCUUCUAAUGCCAAAGUCUGCUGAUAAUGCUUUGGCAGCUAUUUCUUCUCCAAAGAGGACUCAGUGGAAAACAUCCAGAAAGUCACCGAGAGCAGAUCUAAUUUUGAAAGCAUCUAGAAGUGCAUGUGCUUUUAUUUCUCCACAAAUGAAGAAUCAGUUGAAGAUGAAGUUACCGAAAUUAGUUUCAAAGGUCCGGUACAUGAAGAGCUCUUCAGCACCUAUCUCUUUACACAAGAAGAGUCAAUGGAAGAUAACUAUAAAAGAUCAGAGAUUGCAUAAAUUGGUAUUUGAGGAAGAUGGGUUGCCUGAUGGAACUGAGGUGGCUUAUUAUUCCCGAGGACAGAAAUUACUUGAGGGUUACAAAAAGGGUUUUGGGAUCUUUUGCAGAUGCUGCAACUGUGAGGUCAGCCCCUCACAGUUUGAAGUUCAUGCUGGCUGGGCUUCUCGCAAGAAGCCCUAUUCGAAUAUUUACACAUCCAAUGGGGUGUCUCUCCAUGAAUUGGCAAUCUCUCUGUCGAAAGGGCGUAAAUAUUCUGCCAAGGAUAAUGACAACCUGUGCAUUAUUUGUGCAGAUGGGGGGAACCUUUUGCUCUGUGAUGGUUGCCCAAGAGCUUUCCAUAAAGAAUGUGCUUCUCUGACAAGUGUUCCACGUGGUAAAUGGUACUGCGAUUAUUGUGAGAGUAUGUUUCAAAAAGAGAAGUUUGUGAAUGAAAAUGCUGUUGCUGCUGGAAGAGUUUCGGGAGUUGAUCCUAUUGAGCAAAUAACACAGAGAUGCAUUCGUAUUGUCAAGAACAUAGGUUCUGAGGUCACUGGAUGUGCACUAUGCAGAGGUUAUGAUUUUAGCAAAUCUGGAUUUGGUCCUCGAACCAUCAUUCUCUGUGACCAGUGUGAGAAGGAAUAUCAUGUGGGCUGCUUGAGGGAUCAUAGAAUGGCCAGUCUGAAGGAAUUACCAAAGGGGAAGUGGUUUUGUUGUACAGACUGCAGUAGGAUCCACUCCACAUUGCAGGGCCUGCUUGUUCACGGUGAAGAGAAGCUCCAAGACUCUCUUUUAAAUAUUCUAAAGAAGAAGCAUGAGGAGAAAGGUCUUGCAACAGUUAAUAAUUAUGAUGCAAGAUGGAGGCUGCUGAGUGGCAGUUUUGCUUGUUCUGAAUCUAGGAGAUUGCUUUCAGAGGCCGUUUCUAUAUUCCAUGAAUGCUUUGACCCAAUAGUUGAUCCUACAACGAACCGUGAUCUCAUUCCUUCAAUGGUGUAUGGAAGGAGCACGAGGAACCAAGAGUACGGCGGAAUGUACUGUGCAGUGCUAAUUGUCAACUCAACUGUUGUAUCAGCAGGAAUUCUUAGGAUUUUUGGACAAGAGUUGGCUGAACUCCCCUUAGUAGCAACAAAAAAGGGCAGUCACGACCAGGGUUACUUUCAACUACUGUUCUCUUGCAUUCAGAAAUUGCUGAGUUUCUUGAAUGUGAGGAGCCUUGUGCUACCUGCUGCUGCAGAAGCAGAGUCUAUAUGGACAGACAAAUUUGGUUUCGUAAAGAUGGAACUUGACCAGCUCACUAGUUAUAGGAAAAUCUGCAGCCAGAUGGUCACUUUUAAAGGGACAUCCAUGCUACAAAAACCAGUUCUGAGGUGCAGCGUUGAUGAUGCAGGAAUAUGUUAGUUUCGGGAUUUCUUUUUUGAAGUUGUUUAUUGGCAGAGGUUAGUUGGGUUCUCUCUUGUACAUGUUUUUCUUAUCCUUCUUUUAGCGUUGCGAUUUUGUAUAUUAUUCACAAUUUUUGGCCCCUCUGAACCAUGAAAAAACCGGUCACAGGUAUAGGUUGAGAAAAGGGGGGAAUUGGAGGAAGCUUGAACUUUGCUUUUUUGUAAUGCUUAAAGGAAAAACGUUCCGAGUAAGCAAAGGUUCAUUAUGAUGAUGCAUUUCUUUGGAA